GAACCUAAACAAACUGAUGUAGUGUCACAACUGCAAGGUUUACAAAUCUGUGCGUCCAGUUUAGUUGCUGAACGUAAUUGGCAUUUGGAAUUAAUUAAUCCUCAAUUGAUGUUGAAAACAAAUCACUUAGCUGGUUAUGUCUUAGUAUCUGCAGCUAGAGCUAAACUAGAUGCAUUAACUCAUCCACCGAUAUGGAAAGAUUCGCAAUUAUUGAAUAAAUCUAGUUUAGUUGGACAUUUGGAAUGUAUGCAAUACUAUGCUACAGUUGGACAAGUAAGUAGUAGUGAAUAA
Molecule: messenger RNA, 291 nt
Organism: Schistosoma turkestanicum
Lineage: Eukaryota; Metazoa; Platyhelminthes; Trematoda; Strigeidida; Schistosomatidae
Source: the annotation of a GenBank genome assembly